Messenger RNA from Kockovaella imperatae, 2531 nucleotides. RefSeq names its product quinon protein alcohol dehydrogenase-like superfamily. The transcript is spliced from 5 exons. The record is from RefSeq and is a predicted model, not a curated record. Gene Ontology annotation, molecular function: protein binding; RNA binding. NCBI's taxonomy places the organism in Eukaryota, Fungi, Basidiomycota, Tremellomycetes, Tremellales, Cuniculitremaceae. Gene Ontology annotation, biological process: maturation of SSU-rRNA from tricistronic rRNA transcript (SSU-rRNA, 5.8S rRNA, LSU-rRNA). Gene Ontology annotation, cellular component: t-UTP complex; small-subunit processome; 90S preribosome. The coding region runs from base 114 to 2501 and encodes 795 amino acids.
CGCUGAAUGUCUACAACAACGACCACGAUCACUCUGACCCUCUGUCCGUUGCACAAAGGAAGUACAGACAGCUCCCUCGACACCAUUUGGCCUGUUUCAAAUCGCUGCCCAAUAUGUCACCGAUACCACCCGCCGCUCCGGUGCAGCUACACCGAGCACGAUUUCUCGACUACACUCCCUCCCCCAUCACCUGCAUCUCCUUUGCUCCUCUUCCCUUGCCGGCCCCGGACCUCGUAGGCAAAGGCAAAGGUCGACAAGACGCCUUUUCGCCUGACGAAUUAGGUCUGCUGGUAGUGGCGAGGGAGAACGGUAAUGUGGAGAUUUGGGAGUGGAUGAGGGAGGAAGGCGGUAAUGGCAAUUGGGUUCUCGAAAGGGUCCUCCCACCGACUCUUACCCACCCGACGGUCUCCCUCAUGGCACUGACGAUCCGACCCAGCUUCAAGUCAUACGCUGUACCGAAGCUGAAGGCCUUGAGAUUGUUCACCGCGGGAUCUGAAGCUAGCGAACUGGUCGAGCGCUGUCUUCAAACAGGUCGCAUCUUGCAAUCCUACCAUAUCCCCUCGCCUCCCAUCUGGUCACUUUCUGUAUCCCCGACCCACACCUUACUCUGCCUCUCGACCACCGCGCCGACCCUUACCUUUAUCUCACUCGACGACACCCUCUCCCCUCCCCCGCCCCACCUCCUUCGCACAGAGUACCUUCCAUCAACCACGCGAACCGUGUCUAUCGCCUGGGGUCCCCCUGAACCCAUUCAAGAGGAUUCCGAAUGGGUCUGGCGAGACACCUACCUUGUCACCGGCAACUCUGACAGCUCGUUCCGCAAAUGGGAUAUCCCACGGGGAGCUGGCCGAGUCACGAUCAGAGGCCGGAGUGUCGUGGAAAAGGCUAAAAAAGGACGCAAGACAAUCAUCUGGGGUGUCGCUGCGCUACCCGACGGCACAAUUGUCACUUCCGACUCGCUCGGCUCUGUGACCUUUUGGGACGGAUCGAGUCUCGCCCAAAAGAACUCGUUCAAAGCUCACAAAGCCGAUGCCAUGUGUCUCGUCGUCGGACCAGACGGCAAAAGCGUCUUUACCUCUGGACCAGAUCAGCGAGUCUGUCAGUUCGUCCAUACCGAUGCUUGGCGUCUCGUGGCGAAUCGCCGGAUCCACUCACACGACGUUCGUGCGUUGGCCAUGUUUCCCCCGUACACUCCCUACGUCUCUCCGCCUUUCUGCCCCAUCCUCGCCAGUGGCGGCUGGGACAUGUCACUUGCCCUCACGCCCGCUGGCGAGACUGGACGCAACCCCCUGGGGAAAGCCAAGGGUAUGUCUCGGACCAUCUUUGAAGAGUCUUUUGCUCGAAAGCUCAGCUACAUGGGUGGCGGACGAGGCACCGGACGCAUCAGCUUGGCGCGUGCCCCACGCCUGCUGCUUGCCCGGAAGGACCGAUCGGUUGGCGUGUGGAAAAUACUGGAGGACGAGCUGGGCUGGGAAAAGCUCUUCGAGAUGGAUUUCAGGCUGCGCACGAGUCUCAUCGCUUCCGCAAUCUCUCCCGACGGUCGCUGGGUGGCCGUGUCCGACCUGUACGAGACAAAGCUCUUCAGCCUCGAUGCAAAGCCUCAACGCAUGCCCCUGCACCUCGUCGACUCGCCCGAGCUAUCCCAUUUGUCACUUGAAACCACUGGCACUGGAUCUUCCGCCCUUCUGUUCACUCCCGAUUCUCAGCGCCUUGUGCUAGGCCUCUCAUCCCAAGUUGUCGUUGUCGAUAUUGAUGCCGCGCGCGUACUUAAAUGCUUCAAACGAGAUGAUCCGAUCUCCGGCGGCAGAGUCAUUCGAUCAGGUGAUGCCGACACAUCGAAUGAUCCCGCCAUCACGACUCUCGCUACCAGUGAUGAUGGACAAUAUCUCGCCGUGGCAGAUCUCCUCUCCCGCGUAUCCAUUUUCAACCUCGACACCUUGCGCCAGACCGCUGUCCUCCCUACACUCCCCUCUAUCCCCCUCACACUGGCCUUUUGCCCGACUCACCCGUCCCUCCUUGCCAUCGCCUCUCCUUCCGGCGCAAUGACAUUCUAUAAUCUCGACACGAACCGAUUCCUCUCGCCUACCCGCCAAUUGAACAUUCUCAACGCCGCGCUCCGAGAUCAAUACACACCUGCCCAAGGCAUCUCAUUCGAACCGUGUCGCUCGACUCCUCGUGCAGCCAAAGUCGUCAUCUGGUCACACGAUUGGCUAUGCACAGCUCGAAUAGACCUCGAAGCGUUGAGCCGACAGGGCAAACAUGACGAAUCGCUACGCAAGAAACGUGCUCGUGAAGCUAGAGAAGCGUUGGAAUCCGUCUCGUCGUCGUCUGCCGGGCCAGACGAUCCCAACUUUUUCAAAAUCUCCCUUGACCGAUUUAGGGGCCUAGGCGGAGUAGAUUGGUUGGCAGAGGGGGAGAUGAUCGUCGUGGAGAGACAAUUGGGAGAUUUCAUGGGCGAGCUGCCGCCGGCGUUCUGGUCAGGAGGUUAUGGAAGGGCGUAAAUAUAUACAUGCAUAAAAACCUAGUGGGAC